This is a messenger RNA of Fonsecaea multimorphosa CBS 102226, 549 nucleotides long. RefSeq lists its product as uncharacterized. Gene Ontology annotation, biological process: adenylate cyclase-modulating G protein-coupled receptor signaling pathway. The record is from RefSeq and is a predicted model, not a curated record. NCBI's taxonomy places the organism in Eukaryota, Fungi, Ascomycota, Eurotiomycetes, Chaetothyriales, Herpotrichiellaceae. Gene Ontology annotation, molecular function: guanyl nucleotide binding; G protein-coupled receptor binding; G-protein beta/gamma-subunit complex binding. The transcript has a single exon. Gene Ontology annotation, cellular component: heterotrimeric G-protein complex. The coding region runs from base 1 to 549 and encodes 182 amino acids.
AUGGUCGGCCCUGAAGCCCUUUGCAUUGUUGGAGUCGUGGUCGUUCUCCCUGAUUGGACUCAAUUUCACCUUCUACCACUAUCCCAACAGACAAGAUUCUGCGGUGACCUCUAUUUAUACACCUAUUUACACACCAAUGCCUCCGACGACGGCAUCGUCUUUGUCUGUGACCUGUCGUCCUAUGGCCGGUCAUUGUGGCUACACGCACCCGAACCAGAGAUUGAGAUGCUCAAAACUCUAGACUACUUUACGCUCACGUGCCAGUCGCAGGAUCUUCCCAAGCGACCAAUCCUCCUGUUCAUGGACAGGAUUCAGGAUUUCAGACGCCAGAUCGAGUCCGGGUUUGUCCCGCUUCGAAAUUGCUUUCCGGAAUACCGAGGCGGAGCGGACACGAGCCUGGCUUUGGAAUACAUUCUACAGCGGUUCAAGAGGUGGACUUGCGGACGCGAGGUCUACUCACAUCUUAUCGAAUCGAGGGAUAAGGACUGUAUGUCGGCCAUUUUCCCGCUUUUGCUAGAGCGUUCAAGUCAAGUUCCCGCGCCCGCCUGA